Messenger RNA from Guillardia theta CCMP2712, 390 nucleotides. RefSeq lists its product as hypothetical. The record is from RefSeq and is a predicted model, not a curated record. The annotation marks the transcript as partial. The transcript has a single exon. NCBI's taxonomy places the organism in Eukaryota, Cryptophyceae, Pyrenomonadales, Geminigeraceae.
UUCUUUCAGGAGGGCAACGCUACGAGAGAGGUUCUUGUCAAGAAGGGGCUGCGAGAGCUGGGGAUGAAGAGUCUGCAUGAUGUGUGUGAGGAGAUUCAAUGUGGGAUAGACGGAUGUAGGUAUGUGAGCUCGUCCAUUGAGGAGUACGAGCGGCAUUACGCUCACUCGCAUGUUAACACCUGCUCCAUCUGCAAGGCAAACUUUCGCACCUGCCGAUUGUUGGGGCUGCAUGUCCAGGAGACUCACGACAGCUUCUUUCGGGCGAUGGCGAAGCGGGAGAACAUGUACGAAUGCCUGGUGGAAGGAUGCGGCAAGAAGUUCAAGGGCGAGCUGCAGCGUCACUGGCACCUGGUCAAUGUGCACAAGUAUCCCAGAAGCUUGCGAUUCAAC